CAAAGAGAAUUAGGUUAGGUAAGGUGCAUCUGGCUCACACUGCUUGUUAGCUGCUGACAUAGUAACUGUGCUGAAGUUGACAAAUUAGUAUUCUGACUUCAGCAGGAGAGAUAUGAUAUAGAGAAAUGGCACUGUAUGGAAUGUCUGUCAUCACUGGGAUACUAAUCAGUGGAAUAUAUUGCUGUGUGAUUCCUGAUGAUUUUGUGGGGGCAAGAGCACACGGGGACAUUAUUAUUGGUGGCUUGUUCGCAGUGCAUGGCAGAAUGAUGAACUCAGUUCGGGGAUAUCCACAUCAGCCGGCUAUCCAGAAUUGUGCUGGGUUUGAGAUGCAGGGAUUCCUGCAGAUACUAGCCAUGGCUCACACAAUAGAAUUGAUAAACAAUUCCUCACUUAUACCUGGAGUAAAACUGGGAUAUGAAAUCUACGAUACCUGUUCAGAAUCCACACAAGCAAUAUCAGCUACAUUGCGAUUUCUGUCUACAUACAAUACUUCAGGAGACACUUUGGUAUUCAAAUGCAACUAUUCGGACUAUACACCCAGAGUAAAAGCUGUGAUUGGAGACAGUUAUUCAGAAGUAUCCAUUGCUGUUGCAACGUUACUGAACACCCAGCUUAUCCCACAGGUCAGUCACGCAUCAUCUGCUGAAAUACUAAGUGAUAAAUUUCGAUUUCCUGCUUUCUUGCGGACAAUUCCAAAUGACUCUUACCAAACUAGAGCAAUGGCAAAACUCAUUAAUUUCUCUGGAUGGAACUGGAUUGGACUUAUAACCAUGGAUGAUGACUAUGGGAGAUCAGCUAUAGAGAGCUUUGGAGCUCAGGCUAUCAAUAUCAAUGUUUGCAUCGCCUUUAAAGAAGUCAUACCUUCUCAUUUAUCUGACAGCACCGUACAGUCUCGGAUAGAUAAGACCAUUCAAACCAUACUGAAAGAAACAAGUGUCAAUGUAAUUGUAGCUUUUCUAAAGCCUUCACUUAUCAUAAAGCUUUUUAUAAAAGUAAUGGAGAAGAAGAUAAAGAAGACGUGGAUUGCAAGUGAUAGUUGGUCUGUGUCUACAGGAGUUAGUAGCAUACCUGAUAUUGAAAAGAUCGGCCAAGUGAUUGGAUUUAUGUUUAAAAGUGGUGAUACUACAUCUUUUCAGGAGUAUUUAAAAAAUCUAAACCAACAGAAGUUUGAGAUGAAUCGUUUCGUGGACAAAUACUCAGUGCUUGUGUCUGACUGUUCAAAGGGGAAAUAUAGUGAUAUAUACAGUUGUGUUACUGAUUCUUCCAAGGAAGCUGUAGUCACCUCCAGAAGGAUAAAAAACAAAGCUCUGGGAGUGGACUUCCUUUCAGCCACAGUGCAGCCAGGAUUUGUCUUUAGCACUCAGUUGGCAGUGACUGCUAUAGCACAUGCUAUCCAAAAACUGUGUUUGAAUAGAAACUGCAGGAAUCCUAAUGCUUUUGCACCAUGGGAGCUUCUACAAUCCCUGAAGGCUGUUAAUUUCACUUACAAGGGUAGGACUCUCUUCUUUGAUUCCAAAGGUGAUGCCAGUACAGGAUAUGAUGUGCUAAUCUGGAAAAAGGGCCCUGAUGGAAAAAUAAAUAUUACCCCAUUUGCAGAAUAUGACACACAGAAAGGUGUGUUUAGAUUUAGCACCAAGGAUAAAGAAAAUGAGUUCACACUUUUAAAGGAAAUCCGUUCCCGAUGUUCAGAUGAAUGUAAACCAGGGCAAAUGAAAAAAACAUCAGCGAGUCAACACACGUGUUGUUAUGAAUGUGUUGCUUGUCCUGAAAACCACUACACCAAUAAUAAAGAUAUGGUUUAUUGUCUUCAAUGCAACAAUAAGACUCAUUGGUCUCCGGUGAAUAGCACUGUCUGCUACCUGAAAAAGAUUGAAUAUCUGCGCUGGGAUGAUGGCUUUGCAAUUGUUCUCCUCCUUAUUUCUUUUAUUGGAAUUUUUAUUAUUGUUGCUAUAGCACUGCUGUUCACAAAGAAUUUUGAUACGCCUGUUGUCAAGGCAUCUGGAGGCUUCCUUUGCUAUAUCAUCCUCUUCUCUAUUCUUUUAAGUUUUGUCAGUGCGGUCUUCUUCAUCGGAAAACCAGAAGAUAUCAAGUGCAAAAUGAGGCAGACUAUGUUUGGCAUUAGUUUCACAGUGGCAGUGGCAUGCAUUUUGUUAAAGUCCAUUAAAAUAUUGCUAGCUUUCACCUUUGAACCCAAAGUGCAAAGUAUUCUAAAGCGCCUUUACAAACCAUUCACCCUAGUUUUUGUAUGCACCGGAAUUCAGAUCAUCAUUUGUACUACUUGGCUGGUAUUCUGGUCUCCAUAUACGCAGGAGAACUUCUCACUUCCCAAGACCAUCAUAUUGGAGUGUGAUGAAGGCUCUACGGUGGCAUUUGGUAUCAUGUUAGGAUAUAUUGCUCUCCUGACAUUUAUUUGUUUUAUUUUUGCAUUCCGGGGUAGAAAGCUGCCAGAAAAUUAUAAUGAAGCCAAAUUUAUUACAUUUGGCAUGUUAAUUUACUUUAUAGCUUGGAUAACCUUUAUUCCAAUAUAUGCUACAACAUUUGGUAUAUACUUACCAGCUGUUGAAAUGAUUGUUAUAUUGAUAUCUAACUACGGCAUUCUGUCUUGUACAUUUCUGCCCAAAUGCUACAUUAUCUUAUGUAAACAAGACACAAAUACCAAAUCUGCUUUCCUUAAAAUUAUCUAUAAAUAUUCGGCCAAAAGUGCCAGCAGCCUAACUGUUAGUCAUGUAUCCUCCAGUUCGUUGACAUUACCCGAGGGCAGUACCACUGUGCCCAGCGUGUCAAGCAGGCCUUCUGUAAGUUGUAUAAGUAACAGCUUUUCAUUCCACGAAAGACUUGUAGCUGCAGAUAUACCUCCCACAAAAGCCAGAUGCCUCCAAAGGAAAAGAUUAUCAAGCAUUUGAUGACAGCAUUGACCAAAACAUUUUAUUGUAUGGACAAAAAAAACAAAACAUA
Nanorana parkeri is the source of this 2955-nucleotide messenger RNA. RefSeq names its product G-protein coupled receptor family C group 6 member A-like. Gene Ontology annotation, biological process: G protein-coupled receptor signaling pathway. Gene Ontology annotation, molecular function: G protein-coupled receptor activity. Lineage: Eukaryota; Metazoa; Chordata; Amphibia; Anura; Dicroglossidae. Bases 126 to 2903 code for a protein of 925 amino acids. Gene Ontology annotation, cellular component: membrane. The transcript is spliced from 6 exons. The record is from RefSeq and is a predicted model, not a curated record.